AUGAUUUUUAAACCAUCAACAGCACGAUCUCUCGUUUUUCGCGUAAAACACGCCGGCGUUCAAGGGAAUGUCCGCACUCCUGUAUAUAUGGCGUUGAGCCGACGCUUUUACGCUUCCAGCCCAUCCAAGAACAGUGAAUACGACUUGUGUGUUAUCGGAGGUGGUCCAGGCGGUUAUGUUGCUGCCAUCCGUGGAUCUCAACUCGGAUUAAAGACCGUUUGUGUUGAGAAGCGUGGUAGUUUGGGUGGUACUUGCUUAAAUGUUGGAUGUAUCCCUUCCAAGGCUAUGCUGAACAACUCCCAUAUCUAUCAUACCAUCACUCACGAUACAAAGCACCGUGGUAUUGAAGUUUCCGAUGCCAAGGUCAACAUUGGUCAAAUGUUGAAGGCUAAGGAUGACUCUGUAAAGUCUCUUACCACGGGUAUCGAAUUUUUGUUCAAGAAAAAUAAGGUUGAAUAUGCCAAGGGUACCGGUUCUUUUGAGGACCCCAAUACUCUUGCAGUAAAGGGUAUCCAAGGCGCCCCUGAUCGCCAGAUCAAAGCCAAGAACUUCAUCAUUGCUACUGGUAGCGACGUAAAAGCAUUCCCAGGUAUUACAAUCGAUGAAAAGAGAAUUGUUUCUUCUACCGGAGCCUUGUCUUUACCUGAAGUCCCCAAGAAAAUGGCUGUUUUGGGUGGUGGUAUCAUCGGUUUAGAAAUGGGAAGUGUUUGGUCUCGAUUGGGAGCAGAUGUUACCGUUGUUGAAUUCAUGCCUUCUGUUGGUGGUGUUAUGGAUACCGACAUCUCGAAGGCAUUCUCUCGCAUCAUUGGCAAGCAAGGCCUUAAAUUUAAGACUUCCACAAAGAUGCUUAGUGCUAAAGACAAUGGCAAGGCCGUUGAAAUGGAAAUUGAAGAUAUGAAGAAGAACAAGCGCGAGAAAUUGGAAGCAGAUGUUUUAUUGGUUGCUAUUGGCCGUUCCCCUUACACUGAAGGUCUCGGUUUGGAGAAGGUUGGUAUUGAAUUGGACAAGGCCAAUCGUGUUAUCAUGGACAGCGAAUACCGCACCAAGCAUCCUCAUAUCCGUGUCAUUGGUGAUGCCACUUUUGGACCCAUGUUGGCCCACAAGGCUGAGGAUGAGGGUAUUGCUGCCGCUGAAUUUAUUGCUAAAGGCCAAGGACAUGUUAACUACAAUGCUAUUCCAGCUGUAAUGUACACUCACCCCGAAGUUGCCUGGGUUGGUAUGACUGAGCAACAAGCCAAAGAAUCUGGUUUGAAGUACAAGAUCGGUACCUUCCCCUUCAUGGCCAACUCCCGUGCCAAGACAAACAUGGAUGCUGAGGGUUUGGUUAAGGUCAUUGCUGAUGCCGAAACUGACCGUCUCUUGGGCUGCCACAUCGUCGGCCCAAUGGCUGGUGAACUCAUUGGUGAAGCUACUCUCGCUAUUGAAUAUGGUGCUAGUGCUGAAGAUGUUGCUCGUGUUUGCCAUGCCCAUCCUACCUUAUCUGAAGCCGUGAAGGAGGGCAUGAUGGCUGCUUGGACCGGUAAAAGUAUUCAUUUUUAA
Molecule: messenger RNA, 1539 nt
Organism: Schizosaccharomyces osmophilus
Lineage: Eukaryota; Fungi; Ascomycota; Schizosaccharomycetes; Schizosaccharomycetales; Schizosaccharomycetaceae
Gene: dld1
Product: dihydrolipoamide dehydrogenase Dld1
Exons: 1
Coding region: 1-1539 (512 amino acids)
Cellular component (GO): oxoglutarate dehydrogenase complex; mitochondrion
Molecular function (GO): flavin adenine dinucleotide binding; dihydrolipoyl dehydrogenase (NADH) activity
Source: RefSeq, a predicted model, not a curated record